Molecule: messenger RNA, 1536 nt
Organism: Melampsora larici-populina 98AG31
Lineage: Eukaryota; Fungi; Basidiomycota; Pucciniomycetes; Pucciniales; Melampsoraceae
Exons: 6
Coding region: 161-1348 (395 amino acids)
Biological process (GO): aromatic amino acid biosynthetic process
Cellular component (GO): cytoplasm
Molecular function (GO): 3-deoxy-7-phosphoheptulonate synthase activity
Source: RefSeq, a predicted model, not a curated record
CACCAACAUAUGUAGCUGAUCUCAAUCUAUUCAAAUUCACCAUCCGUUUCUCAAACUAUAAAGAUACCCAACAAGAUCAAAGAUAUACAAAAAGACGUCCGACUCCGUUUGAAAUAAGAAAUCAAAAACCUCAUAAGAUACUUCAUCUUUACCACUUCAAAUGUUACUCAUGCCAGAAGACGGUCCACCGGUCUCUCCAUUCCGAGCUCAACAGCUCGUUGCCGACAUCAAGGCUGCUGCUGCAUCUGAACGACCAAGAGCUCAAGCUCAAGCCAUGAACGAGCUUGAUGAUAAUCGAAUUCGAGAAAUCCGUCCACUAGUACCACCUCAAAUUAUCAUUGAAGAAUUACCUCUGUCAGAGACAGCAGCUCAAACGAUUCUUCAAGCUCGUAAAACCUGUGAGAGUAUUAUCAAAGGUAGUGAUGAUAGGUUGAUUGUGAUCGUAGGACCCUGUUCGAUUCACGACGUUAAUGCGGCCAUUGAAUAUGGUCAAAAACUUAAAGAGUUAAUCCCAAAGUUUGAAAAAGAAUUACUCAUCAUCAUGCGAGUUUAUUUUGAAAAGCCAAGAACAACAGUUGGAUGGAAAGGUCUUAUCAAUGAUCCUUUUAUGGAUACCACCUUUAACAUUAACAAAGGUCUUCGAGUCGCACGAGGUUUAUUAUUAGACUUGAACGAUCUUGGUUUACCUGCAGCUGUCGAAUUCCUUGAUACUAUCUCACCACAAUAUAUUGCUGAUCUGGUCAGUUGGGGUGCCAUUGGUGCUAGGACAACUGAGUCACAGGUUCAUCGAGAGCUUGCCUCGGGAAUCUCUGCCCCAGUUGGAUUCAAAAACGGAACCAACGGAGGAGUCGCGAUCGCUAUUGAUGCUAUCCGAGCAGCAUCAGCUGGUCAUCACUUUCUCUCUGUUACCAAACAAGGUCUAUCAGCUAUCGUUAGCACAAACGGUAACGAUGCUUGUCAUGUGAUUCUUCGAGGCUCAACCGAUGGACCCAACUAUUCGGCUCAACAUGUAGAAUCAUGUAGUGCACAACUUUCAAAAGCUGGCCUACGACCAUCAGUGAUGAUCGAUUGCUCGCACGGUAACUCACAGAAACAAUUUGCACGUCAAGUCGUUGUUGCUGAAGAUAUUUCAACUCAGCUUGCUUCCGGUAAGACUGCUCAGAAUAUCAUGGGUGUGAUGAUUGAAAGUCAUCUUAAGGAAGGUAGACAAGAUAUCCCUGCUGAAGGUCCUUCUGGGCUUGUCUAUGGACAAAGUAUUACGGAUGCUUGCAUUAGCUUUGAAACUACCAUCAAGGUUUUGGAAACACUAGCUGAGGGUGUACGCCAACGAAGGGCAACCCAGGCUUAAUGACUGGAUGAGAUAUAUGGAGAUACUGGGGAGGUGGCCUUUUAGGUCGAUUUCAAAAUAUUUUGUGGAUAUGUAUUAUGCUAUCAGAGUUCACACCUUUCUUCGUUAAGAUUGCCUGUUACUUGUUCACUUUUAUACAUGCACUGAAACAUCGUCUUGCUUGAUUUCUGAUCGAGUGUAUAGUGAGU